AUGCGACCAGAGGCAGCCAACUUGCAUGCGAUGCUCUCAGAGGAGGAUUGUCUGUUGUUACCCAUCCCGGCCAGCCAGGUCCGAGGCGGCCCCAACCGACCCAUCGCCCAUUUCCUUGUUCCGUCAUGUCAUGCCGAACCCGUCAACCAUCCAUGGAGCAGCCGGAAGUCGCCAAGUCUACACGACCCAGAACUGCCUUGGACCCCAGGCUUUGAUCGGUCUACCGAAGUUGCCGACGCCACAAGCAUAGGACUGGCUGUAGAUGAGCGCGAUAUCCUUGGAGAUGGAAAUUUGGACACAGAGGGUCUCUUUGGCUUCACAGAUAGCGCGCUGAAGGGCAAGGACAUCGCAGCGAGGCCGCCAAUGGGGGUCCCUGCUGCCCCGAGACGGCUCGACCUGGCAGAUCUUCACGCCGCUCUGGAAUCCAACUUUUCGUACGCUAUGGACAGGAUAAGAGCAGCGCCUUCGAAUAUGCUGCUGGAGAAUCAAACUCCAUGGUGUCACCCGCUGUUGUUUAGGGAAACUAUGCCUCGGGUGAUGCAGGAAGCCGUCUCCGCGUGCGCACUGCACGCAUCCAUGAACGCAGUCAACUCACGCGUUAUCAUCCGCUGCAUAGAAACCAAGGUGGACGACCUAAUAGGCUCCGCGCCACAACCAGAGGCCCUAGAUGCCCUGGCACGCACCCAAGCCCUGCUGCUCUACCAGACCAUCCGCUUCUUCGACGGCGACGUGCUGGCCCGGUCAUCAGCCGACGCUACCUUCUGCGAGCUGGAGUCCUCGAUUCACGCCCUCCACGAGCACGUAUCAUGGGAUAUCGCCAGCUCACCGGACAUGUGGCUUACAACCUCCUCGUGUCAUGUAAAUAAUCCUAGCCUGUCCCUGCCACAGCCCUCGCGGGAGUUCUGGAAGGCGUGGGUAUAUCAGGAGUCCGCGCGGCGGACGUUCCUCGUAGCCUCGUUCUUUGUGUACAUCUGGAAGAUGCUCACGGGCCAGCCGCUAGUCCAGCGCUGGGACGACGAAGAGCUCAGGCGCCAGUGCUGGACGUUGUCGGCGCACCUCUGGGGGGCAGGGAAUUCGUUCGACUUCGCGGCUGCAUGGCGUGAUAGGAAGCACCUUGUCGUGCGCAGGGGUGCGAUCCGGAGCACGAUGAUGAACGUUGAGGCGGGGGACGUGGAGGCAUUUGGGAAGAUGUUGAUGACUGCUGCCUUGGGUGUUGAUGAGACGGAGGAUUGGUUGGCUUCGAUGGGUGCAAAGCUGUGA
This is a messenger RNA of Diaporthe citri, 1260 nucleotides long. RefSeq lists its product as uncharacterized. Lineage: Eukaryota; Fungi; Ascomycota; Sordariomycetes; Diaporthales; Diaporthaceae. Bases 1 to 1260 code for a protein of 419 amino acids. The record is from RefSeq and is a predicted model, not a curated record. The transcript has 3 exons.